Messenger RNA from Fonsecaea pedrosoi CBS 271.37, 1587 nucleotides. RefSeq lists its product as uncharacterized. Gene Ontology annotation, biological process: carbohydrate transport; transmembrane transport. The transcript has 9 exons. Gene Ontology annotation, molecular function: carbohydrate:proton symporter activity. Lineage: Eukaryota; Fungi; Ascomycota; Eurotiomycetes; Chaetothyriales; Herpotrichiellaceae. Bases 1 to 1587 code for a protein of 528 amino acids. The record is from RefSeq and is a predicted model, not a curated record. Gene Ontology annotation, cellular component: membrane.
AUGGCGACGACACAACAAGAAAUGUCCAGGCUUAUGGCCAACGUCACCCCAUGGUACAGGGAUCCCGGCCGGAGGAAACUCUACGGCCUCCUGUUGAUCGCACUUCUUUCAGCCGCGACCAAUGGAUACGAUGGCUCCUUGAUGAAUGGAGUGCAAUCCAUUACUUACUACGAGAACUACUUCCACCAUCCUCACGGCUCGACGCAGGGCCUCCUGAAUGCUAUACAGAGUGUGGGAGGGGUGGUCAGUCUGAUUCUGGCCCCGUACAGUGCCGAUUAUGGCGGGCGAAAGUGGACGAUUUUCGUCGGCUGCCUCAUCGUGGUCGUCGCCGGUAUCCUUCAGUGUUUGUCUGUGAACAUCCACAUGUUCACUGCUGCUCGUUUCCUGAUUGGUCUUGGAUCUGGCUUCUCUGGUCUGGCUUCACCGUUGCUCAUCACCGAACUUGCCCACCCCUGUGAGCGAGGCAAGAUCAGUGCCUUGUACAACACUCAAUACUACUUUGGUGCAUUUCUUGGAGGCUGGAUCACCUUUGGCACUCUCUACAUCAAGUCGAACUGGUCAUGGAGACUCCCCAGCUUGCUCCAAUCCGCACCUUCAUUCGUCCAGGUGCUCCUCGUUAUCUUGCUGCCAGAGUCUCCCCGCUGGCUCAUGUCUCGGGGCAAGGACGAAAAAGCCCUCGCCAUCCUCGCAAAGUACCAUGCCAACGGCGAUCGGGACGAUCCUCUAGUCCGCUUUGAAUAUGCUGAGAUGAAGGCUUCGAUCGGCCAGGGCGAACAAAAGGGUCGCUGGUCCGAGUUGUUCAGAACCCGUGGCAACCGUUACCGCGUCUUCAUCUGCCUCUGCUGCGGCGUCUUCUCUCAAUUUUCCGGCACCAGCCUGACGGCAUAUUACCUGCACAACAUCCUUCAAAACAUCGGAAUCGACAGCCCAAACUACCAGAACAUGCUCAACGGCUUCAUCCUGAUGGUCAACAUGUUUGAAGCCUGGUUCUGGGCGUGCAUGGUCGACCGGUUCGGCCGUCGGCCACUCUUCCUGAUCGCCUCGAGCGGCAUGUGCUGCACGUUUGCCAUCUGGAUUGCCUUGACGGCGUCCCAGCUCCAGCAUCCGAAGCAAGUUGGAUUCGGAAAGGGUGUCAUCGCCAUGAUUUUCUUCCACAACUUCUUCUACAAUUUUGCCUGGAUCUCCCUCAACAUCGGCUACCCUCUUGAGAUCCUGAGCUUCAAGAUCCGCGCCAACGGCCUGUUCAUGCAGGGCCUCGCCACCAACAUCUGCCUGGCCCUGUCUCAGUACAUCAUCCCCAUCGGCAUCGCCGCCGGCAGCUGGAAGUUCUACUUCUUUUUUGAGGGGUGGCUGAUCAUCCAGCUCGUCACCGUGUAUUUCUUCUUCAUCGAGACCCGCGGUGCCACCCUCGAGGAGAUCAACCGGACGUUUGACGGCGCCGACGCCGUCGAGGAGAUCAAGCAAAAGGCCACCGAGGCCAUCGGUGUGGAGGAUAUUACCGAGAUCGGCGCUUCCAGAAAAGGCGGGGACCAUGGGUUCGGUGUCGAGGUCACCCAUGUGGACGAGAUUCACGAGAAGACGGGUUAA